Beta vulgaris subsp. vulgaris (sugar beet) is the source of this 898-nucleotide messenger RNA. RefSeq names its product membrane protein of ER body-like protein. The coding region runs from base 64 to 723 and encodes 219 amino acids. NCBI's taxonomy places the organism in Eukaryota, Viridiplantae, Streptophyta, Magnoliopsida, Caryophyllales, Amaranthaceae. The record is from RefSeq and is a predicted model, not a curated record. The transcript is spliced from 3 exons.
AUAUACAACCUUUAAAUCCAACAUCUUUGACUCAAUAAGUUGAAAAAUAAUGCAGGACAUGAAAUGAUUGUAACAAUGCCUGAAAUAAUAGAGAACAAUACAGUUAAAGUUGGGAUCAUACCUGAAGAGUGUCGGUUGGACGUGAUAAAGAGCGUCGUAUAUGGUGGACUCCUUGAAUUUAUCACUAGCUUAAGUGUCGUAGUUUGUGCUGCGGGUGGAGACGCUUCUACAUUGAAUAUAGUAGCUUUGGCACUGGCAAAUGUUUUUGGAGGACUUCUUGUUCUUGCACAUAAUCUUCGCACGCUGAAACAAGAGCAGAACACAGAGCAUUAUGAACAACAACUAGGGAAGCCAGGCCAUUUUCUACUCCAUGCAACAAUCACCAUCAUAUCCUACCUUGUGUUUGGCCUAAUGUCUCCAAUAGUCUAUGGUUUUUCCUUCUACAAGAGUGAUAACAAGUACCUCAAACUCGCGACACUUGCACCAGUUUCUCUUAUCUGCAUCACAUUGCUUUCGAUAGGAAAAGCAUACACCCAAAGGCCUCCUAAGACGUAUAUGCAGACAGUGUUCUCCUACAUCAGUCUCGGCGUCAUGGUUGCUGGACCUGGAUAUAUAGCAGGUCAAUUAGCAAACAUGCUUCUUAAGAAGUUUCAAGUGUUUGAUGGUGGUUUGACUCUAAUUGAAGCGGAAGUAGUGAAGGGAAGAGCAUGGUCUUCUUAUUGAUUAUUGUUGGCAUUCAUUUUCAGAGGUUGCAACUUGUUAAGUUUUUACAAUUCUUUGUCACUAGUGUUUUGCUAGAACAGUUUGUAUGGUUGAACUGUAAAGGGGGGAAGGUAUGACUUGAGCAGAUUAAUAGAUUGAUACAAAGCUAAUUGACCAGGCAAUACUUAAUUUUUCA